This is a messenger RNA of Amphibalanus amphitrite, 1240 nucleotides long. RefSeq names its product glutathione peroxidase 1-like. NCBI's taxonomy places the organism in Eukaryota, Metazoa, Arthropoda, Thecostraca, Balanomorpha, Balanidae. The transcript is spliced from 5 exons. The record is from RefSeq and is a predicted model, not a curated record. The coding region runs from base 537 to 968 and encodes 143 amino acids. Gene Ontology annotation, molecular function: glutathione peroxidase activity. Gene Ontology annotation, biological process: response to oxidative stress.
CUCACUCAGAGGUGAAACCGCGAGGGGGGCUCACUCACCCUCUCCCUCCGCCAGGGCGCACGUAGAAAACCGAUAGGUCGGGCGGGUCAAUUCGAACGCGAACCUUGCAAAGCUCCGUCGGCCGGCACCCCGGCAGCUCCGCCCUGAGCGCGCGCCUGGCACAGCCGCCGGCGGACGGCAGUGCGCAGGCGCGGCCGGCCGACCGAGGGCACGCCGCCGCCGGCCGCCGGGCGCCGGGCGGCACCUCGUGACGCGCUGUGUAUGUACGCCGGGGCCGAUAGUGACGUGGUGCCGUGAAUUGGUCGGUGAUGGCGGCGGUUCGAGUGAUGUCGCGCGCCGGCGGACUGGCACGCACUCUGCUGCCGUACGCCAGCGCGAGAGCAUCGUCCACGAUGGCAGCUCCCGGCGAUUUCUACGCCCUCGAGGCGACCGAUCUGGAUGGGAAGAAUGUCAGCUUCAGCAAGUACAAGGGCAAGGUGGUGCUGAUCGAGAACACGGCGACCCUCUGAGGCACAACCACUCGGGACUUUACCCAGAUGAAUUUACUCAUCAACCGGUUCGGUCCCGAGAAGCUGGCUGUGCUGGCUUUCCCCUGCAACCUCUUCGGGCACCAGGAGAAUGCUGCGAACGAGGAGAUCCGUAACGCUCUGCGUCACGUACGGCCCGGCAACAACUUCGAGCCACUGUGCGAGAUGUUCUCAAAGGUGGAAGUGAACGGAAGCCGCGAGCACCCCGUGUUCAAGUACCUGAAGACGGCGCUGCCGCUGCCGGCUGACGACCCCACCUCCCUCAUCGAGGACCCCAAGCUCAUCAUUUGGGCACCGGUGAAGCGGAGCGACAUCUCGUGGAACUUUGAAAAGUUCCUGAUCGGCCCUGACGGCAAACCUUUCCGGAGGUACAGCAAGAAGUACGAGACCGUCAAAAUCGAGGACGACAUCAAGAACCUCAUGAGCCAGCGAGGCAAGUGAUGACGUGAUCGUACGGCUGUGUGACCGGACGCCGCGCGCCGCGCCGGUGCCGGGCCGGUCGCCAGCGCCCCUGCACCGUCCGUAUGACGGCGCCACCUGAAACGUCGACAGAUGGGGGUGGUGCCUGAGGUUCCCGGGACGGAGGGGGCGCGCGGCCGGUCCUCCGCCGGUGGCGGCGCGAGCCGUCUGCUGUCGGUCGGACUGGAAGUAUUGUUGUGUACCGAGUGCCAUGAUGUGUGGCUGCUUGUUGGUCAAUACACGAUGUGCCAUGA